AAUAAUUUGAGAAGGAUUGCCCUUAGGGAUUGCGUGAGAGGGAGCGAGAAGGCGGCCUUGGAUUGCUUGUGAUCGAUCGAUCGACCAUGGCGGCGAGCAUCUUCAAGCAGGAGCACCCACUCGAGAAGAGGCAGAAGGAGGCGGCAAGGAUCAAAGAGAAGUACCCCGAUCGAGUGCCCGUAAUUGUGGAGAGGGCCGCCAAGACCGACAUGGGCGAGAUCGAUAAGAAGAAGUACCUCGUCCCGGCUGAUUUAACCGUUGGCCAGUUCGUCUAUGUGAUCCGGAAGAGGAUCAAAGUGACUCCGGAGAAGGCAAUCUUCGUUUUCGUCAAGAACACGCUACCGCCGACUGCGGCAUUGAUAUCGACCAUCUACGAGGAGCACAAGGACGAGGAUGGAUUCCUCUACUUCACGUACAGCGGGGAGAAUACCUUCGGCCAAGAAGAACACUAGGCUAGAAGAAAUCCUCCUUGACACUGCAACGCUCAAGGGAGCUUCUUUCCUUUCUUUGUACAAAGCGAUUUCUUUGUUCAUACAGAUUUAUUAACCAGCAUAUUCCCAAAA
Selaginella moellendorffii is the source of this 563-nucleotide messenger RNA. Its product is annotated as autophagy-related protein 8d. NCBI's taxonomy places the organism in Eukaryota, Viridiplantae, Streptophyta, Lycopodiopsida, Selaginellales, Selaginellaceae. The coding region runs from base 87 to 452 and encodes 121 amino acids. Gene Ontology annotation, biological process: cellular response to nitrogen starvation. The transcript is spliced from 5 exons. The record is from RefSeq and is a predicted model, not a curated record.